GUCCGACGGGGUCCCGUGGGCGCAGGGGGGCAGCCUGGGGCACCAGGGGCGCGCAUCCGGAGAGGGAGAGGGACCGCGCGCAUGGAGCCGACGGCGGCAGUCGAGAUCGGACGCCGCCGGUGAACGUGCACGUCCGCCCAGCGCUCCUCUGCCUGACGCCGCUCGUGCCACGCGGACUCGCCGAACGCCGCUCCCGGCGCCCCUGCUCGGAUAAAGAGUGCCGCCCUCGGGACCCCAGCGGAGCCCCCCGUCGGCCAAGCCCCCGGCGAACCUCGGGCCGCACGUCGGCCUUCAGUGCCAGAGGCUGCGCGGGCCCCCGCGUGUGGACCGGCGGGUGCGGGCCUCGGCCCCAAGACCUCUACGGUGGAGCCCGCGCUCUGCUUCGGCCCCGCAGCCCCGUGGACAUUCGCGGACCGAGCGGCCGUGCGUGAACCGCUGAGCGUGCAAGUGUCGGCGGCCGAGCCGCGCUGGACUCCCUGGGAGGCGGUGUUGUUUCCCCGACGGCCGGACCUCCCGUCAUGCCGCGACGCUGCUACUGAGCGUGCGGCGGCUCCACGGGCGCGCCACCAAAGCGGGACCACGGCGCGCUCGGAGCGGCGCAGACCCACCGGGUCCCCCAGCGCCACGGCGACCGGCGGCAGCAUCGAGCCGGGCGAGACGCUCGAUCUGUCCCCCGCGUCCAGCGUGGUCCAGGGAAUCGGCGGACGCAAGCGGGACGUCAACGGCGGCGCUGCCAUGGCCGUGGCACGCUCGUCGGCCGCGCACCCGCCGCUGUCGCCCGCCGCCAGCCCCGUGUACGCGGGUCGCUUCUCCAUCGCCAGCCCCCUCCAGGACGUCGCAAAAGACAACGUCGCGGAUUUCCUGCCCAAAAAGAGCUUACGGAGAAGCGUGGCCAACGAGAGUCCAAGAAGCUGGAUGGACCCCAAGCUGAUGCUGUCGGCGUCGCCAGACACCAACUACAGUCCCAAGAUCUCCGGGAUCCCCUGCGUGGCCGCCGCCUCUCGGUACACGGCGCCCGUGCACAUCGACGUCGGGGGAACCAUCUACACCUCGUCAUUAGAGACGCUGACAAAGCACCCGGAGUCCCGGCUGGCGCGCAUGUUCAACGGUAGCAUCCCAAUCGUGCUGGACAGUCUGAAGCAGCACUACUUCAUCGACCGAGAUGGCAAGAUGUUCCGGCACGUGCUGAACUUCCUGCGCACCAACACGGUGGCCGUGCCGGCCGACUUCCCGGAGCUGGAACUGCUGUACGAGGAGGCCCGUUACUACGAUAUCCCGGCGCUAACGCGGCAGCUGGAGCCCCUGCGCGAGCAGGCGCAGCAGCGGAGACGUGCGGCCAGCGUAGGGGCGAGCCCGGCGGCCAUCGCCAGCACCACGUCCCAGCUGAGCCCCGGCGCCCCCAAGCAGAGCAAGCGGCCGCCGGCCAACCACUGCGACGGCCUCGUCUCUCCGUCGGAGAAGGACGCCGAGCGCUUCCAGGACGCCUCGUACCAGUGCCUGGCGCUCAACAUCAGUCCGGACAUGGGCGAGCGCAUCGUCAUCAGCGGGGAGCGGGCCCUGGUCGAGCAGGUCUUCCCGGAGAUCGCGCAGGCGCUCAUGGACGCCCGCAGCGGUGUCGCCUGGAACCAGGACACCAAACACGUGAUCCGGUUCCCUCUCAACGGCUACUGCAAGCUCAACUCGCUGCAGACCAUCACGCGGCUUCUCAACGCGGGCUUCCGGGUCAUGGCGUCCAACGGCGGCGGCGUGGAGGGACAACAGUUCAGCGAGUACCUGUUCGUGCGCAGGAACCUGCCGUUCUAAGUGGGCCAUUACGCCGCCGAACCCUAGCAGCGGCCGGGACGCGGUGAACUGUCGCGUCGAGCGACCCGGAGCCGCCCUCGGCUGAGACUCAUUUCCUGUGCCACGCAGUGUGCAUCCGGGAGUCGUCGGAACUGUGCCCUCGGAGCCCUGUGGACUGCGUGUGCCGCCGAUCGCUGGACGGACGCGAGUGACAGUCGCGAGCAACGGCACGGCUUCUUUUAUUUGUGCAAACGAAGGAGUUGUGGGGGAACCGUGGGGCAGGCCCUCUUCUCUUUGGGCUGCCGUCUUCAAGAUGGCGAGCGCCGUGUUGUUCGAUGGGUAUGUGCUUUAUAUCACACCACGCGCUCUGUACUGCAAGCUUCAUCGUCGGGACACCGCCCCGUGUAUCCCCGCUACCGUCGACUUGACGAGCGACUCUGCAAUAAAGAUCUCAGACCGCAUCGAGACA
Molecule: messenger RNA, 2251 nt
Organism: Ixodes scapularis (black-legged tick)
Lineage: Eukaryota; Metazoa; Arthropoda; Arachnida; Ixodida; Ixodidae
Gene: twz
Product: BTB/POZ domain-containing protein kctd15-like
Exons: 4
Coding region: 736-1803 (355 amino acids)
Biological process (GO): protein homooligomerization
Molecular function (GO): protein binding
Source: RefSeq, a predicted model, not a curated record